AGCUCGCGUUACCGCAGUGUUUAAGAGCGCGUGCAGGGUGUAAGCUAGCUUUAACGGCGUAACUUUGUUGCUGGCCACGAAAGUUGUUUUAUUUUUCUAUCGUAACAUUAUUGUAACGUUUUAUUACCGUUGUUUGCUCUUUCUUAGACUAGUAAAAUGAUAAAGUUAAACUGUGUUAAUCUCGACAAGUUUAUGGAAGAGUUUACUCGACUUGAACAGAAAAUUACAGAGGUUAAUGACAAAAACAGCGUGUUGGAGAUCAAGCUAGAGGAUGCCAACAGGCUCAUGAAGUUCUGUCUGACCAAGGAGAAAAGUCUGAUUGAGGAGAGAGACAGUCUUCUUGUCACAGUGAACAGACUGCAGCAGACUCUGCAGGAGCAGUGCAACCUCAGAGUGGAGAAUGAGAGACUGAAGAACGAAAUGGCGAACCUGAAACAACAGAACGAGAGAACAGCAGAGGACGGAGAGGCCGAGGUUCAGCGGCUGGUCAGUGAAAUGAGAGCACAAAGCGAGAGACACAAGAGGGAGCUAGAGACUGUGAGGCAGCAGUGCAGGAGAGAGGUGGAGGAUGCCCACAGGGAGGCUCUCAGUCAAUUAGAAGCUAAAGAUGCUGAAGUAAUGAACCUUCUGGAGAAACAGGAUCGGGAUCUGGAGGACAUGAAGAAGGUGCUGAAGAACCAGGAGAGGGAGAGGCAGAGCGAGCUUCUGAAGUUACAGAUGGAGUUUGGUGCGAAGUUAGCCAGAGUUCAGAGUGCAGCUCAGUGGAGCCAACAGCAGCAGAGGCAGGAGCAACAACAUGGCUCCAGCCUUCUUCCACAGAGUGUCUUCAAGAGGAAGUUGCAGUUCUUCCAGGAGGAGAAGAACAAAGAGAUUGAAGUUCUGCGUCAGAGAAUCAAAGAGCUGGAAGAGAACCAGCGUGCUGGCGGCCUGAACGACAGCCGUCUGAAGAGGAGAAAGAUGUAGACACUAACAAGCUGUUGACCUGUCAGCUCUGCAGUUGCAUAUGCAUUUCUCAGGGGACAGAAGUUACUAAAGUGUUUUGAUAUUUCCAGAUUCCAGAUACUAUUUCUGAACUACACUGCACAUUGUGCACUGUCACACUUGACUAGAUUUACAGUCUCACUGUCCUGCUUGCAGGCGACCAGUGUGCAGAGAGCACACUUAAACACGUGUAGGUUCCUGUCUAAGGCUUUAAUCCAAUCAGGCGCUUGCAUGGGAGGGAGGCAGGGAGGGGCGGAUGCAGGAGAAGAGCUGUUCUAAGUACAUUAGAUAGCUGGAAGGCCACUUUCAUUCAGGGAAUUAAACCUGUUUCUCUCCUUUCAUUCAAAGAAAAAAGACAUUUCUCCUAGUUUUUCAGAUUCCUUGAAGUCAGUCUCUCCCUUGAACACUACUUGUUGUAAUUUGUGUUCAAUGAUAUGUUGUUGAUAUUUAGGAAAGUGUGAAAUUAUCUGCUAUUCUCAUGAGCUUUAAAGUUUUGCGUCACCUGAA
Messenger RNA from Micropterus dolomieu (smallmouth bass), 1488 nucleotides. RefSeq names its product coiled-coil domain-containing protein 152-like. The transcript has 8 exons. The record is from RefSeq and is a predicted model, not a curated record. Lineage: Eukaryota; Metazoa; Chordata; Actinopteri; Centrarchiformes; Centrarchidae. The coding region runs from base 157 to 963 and encodes 268 amino acids.